Messenger RNA from Blepharisma stoltei, 1533 nucleotides. The record is from the annotation of a GenBank genome assembly. Lineage: Eukaryota; Ciliophora; Heterotrichea; Heterotrichida; Blepharismidae.
AUGGCCAGCAAAUGCUUUGUGUCUGGAUGCUCAAGUAAGCCAUAUGGCAAGUGCGAUUGUAGCGAGGAUUAUACCAUAUUUUGUCAAUACCACAGCACUAAACAUAUGCAAAUCUUAGAUGGAGAUAAAAGGCAUCGAUGCUUAAGAUUAUAUUAUACACCUGCUGCUGAAAUUAAAAUAUUGGUUAAGAAAAAAAUUGCUGAACUAAGGCAAGGCCUACAGAAAUAUAGGAAAAACGUUAUUUUAGACGCAAAAGAAAUUAUUGGAGCUGUGAAAAAUAAUUUAGAAAAGGCUUUACAAAGCUUGGACAAGUUAGAAGAAAAAUUUUUAAGAAUUGCUUUGAUGACUGAAUUUAAUGAAAUCCUUGAUUUGAGCAAAGAAAAUGACCCUGAAAGCGUUUUGAAAAUGGAGCCCUAUGUUGCUGAUUUUGAAACUAAAGAUUGAUAUUUUCCAGAUUUUAUAUCGAAAACAGAGUCUCUAGUUUCGAAUAUUAGUAUCUGUUUUAAUGCCAAUAUAGAUCCUUUUCAGCGUCCAAAACCUGAUAUUAAUAGGAUGCAAGAUGAUAAAUAUAUAUAGCGUAUUCAAGUCUUUAGUAUAGCUUACGCAUGUUUCUUUUCUAUAAUUUGAUACUCUGGAAAACUAUCUUAAGGUUACUGCGCUAAAAAUUGAAAAAAUCAUAUCAUUUUGCAGGAUUUUCAAUUUUUAGUUGCUUGCCACGUUUAGGUGCCAGACUCCAAGUUGUGAACAAGAAAUUUGUGUAAUACUGCAUUAAAGGCAGGCAAGCGUUUAUUUUUUAAAGGAAAUAGUAAUAAAGAGUUAUCGGAAAUAAAUUUAAAAACAUUUCAAGAAACUAAACUCAACCUUGACCUUAUAGAAAAUAUUCCCUUUCAAAUUUCAAGCUGCAUCUUACCAGAUAAAAGUGUUUUUUAUUACUCAAACCCUAAUUCAUUAACAUCUACAUACACAUUUAUUAUAGAUAAAAAUAAGAAUAUCAAACAAGUUGCAAAUUCAAAGGUGAGCCGCUAUUUAUACCCAAUUUAUUUUGAUGGAUUUGUGUAUGCAUUAGGAGGACAAAAUAACUUGGCACAAAGAUUUUGCCUUAAAUCUAACACAUGAGAAGACUGUGCUCCUCUUCCAACUGGUCUCAGUUUUCAUCAAACUGCAGCAAUUUUGUUUAAUGAAGAAAUACUGCUCACAGGAUAUUAUCUUACCAAGAUGAUAAAAUACAGUCCUAAAAACAACAAUUAUAGUGAUAUUGUCGGAUUAAAUUUAACUCAAAGCGUAUAUAAAAUACUAUUUAAGGGAGACAAAAAAGCGUUUAUUCUACAAACAAGUGGAAAUAUUUUUGAAAGUGAAGAGAAUAAUGUCAAUAAAUGAAACUUGAUAGGCAAUAAUAAUAUUCCAUCAAAUUAUGCUCCUACAACUUAUGUAAUAGAAUAUCAUGGUUGCAUAUAUAUGAUCCUCCUAAUAAAUCAGCUCUGGGAAUUUAAUCUUUCAACAAAACAAUUAAGACUAGUUAACACUUAUAGCUAA